Molecule: messenger RNA, 2472 nt
Organism: Aspergillus mulundensis
Lineage: Eukaryota; Fungi; Ascomycota; Eurotiomycetes; Eurotiales; Aspergillaceae
Exons: 1
Coding region: 1-2472 (823 amino acids)
Source: RefSeq, a predicted model, not a curated record
AUGCCUGCCGUUCUACCACUGAGGGUCAUCUGCCGCAAUGUUACAUGGGUGACUGACAGCGCUGGUCAACCUCACAAAGCCACCAGAUUCUUUGUCGACGAUCCCCGCAAACUCGGCGUCCAGCAGUUCGACAUCGUCUCGUAUCAUUACGGCAGGAAGGCGAAGCCAUGGAGCUGUGCGGAACCAAGCGAGGACUGGCACGGUCUCCCAGGCGUCGAUUGGAAAGUGAAUAUCCGGAAGUCCAAGUUGAAGGAGGUACUGCGGCUGAUGGAAGAAGCCGAUAUCGAUUACUUAUGGACAGACUGCGUCUGCUUCGAUCAGGAGAAUAAGGCUGAGAAGUCAGCCGAGGUCAGUCGCAUGUACGAGUACUACAAGAGCGCGGAGACGUGCCACAUCGUCGUCAACAUGGAUGACAUCGCCAGUGCCCAUGACGUCGAAGAGGAGGAGGAGGAGGAGGAGGCCGCGGAAUCCGAAAACGACACACCAGCACAUGAGGCCUUCGGAUCCCCCAGCCUGAUCCACAACCCCGUCUGGGAUCCCCAAACCAUCGUCGACGACCUGAAGUUCCUCGACCACAUCCUGCACCACAUGGUCGGCGCCGCGCGUGCAACCGAUGCCCUGCUGGGCCCCAACGUGACCAGAGAGCUGUCGGACUGGGCAGAAGCGCCGUGGCUCUUCCGCAUGACGCAAGGAGCCGUCAAGGCCGCGGCCGUCGAGCCAGGUAUCUUGAACUGCUAUGCGACAUGCGUCAGCCACGUGCGGUCGCUGUUCCGCAAUCUGUACUUCUCCCGCGUCUGGACAUUCCAGGAGAUGCUGCUGGGCAAGAAUAUCACCAUGUGGGGUGUCAAUCCGGAGGACAUGAAGUGCAUCGGGCAGUUCGGCACCUGGAUGGACCUGGCCAUCGACGCCAGCGACAAGGCCGUCAAGCUCCGCGACUGGAUCGACGAGUGCCGAAAGCUCAAUACCACGGGCGUCAACGCCAUUCUGCAGGUCAUCCAGGAGGAUCUCCUCGAGCUCACUUUUCUGCGCACGCAGGUCCAGGGCAUCAACUCGGCGCGGACGGACAUCAUUGCGGGCGGGCCGUACUGGUGGCAGGACAACUACAAGGGGAUCUGCAACGUCUUUUCCGCCAUCUCCAUCUGGCCGCGCCGGUGCGAAAAGCGCGCCGAUAUCUUCUAUGGUCUCCUGGGCGUGUUCAGCGGCCUGUUUACUGAGGAGGAGAUCAAGCACCUACCAGGCAGGGGCGAGAGCGAGGAGAUCGAGCCCAUCGCCUUUGCCUUCUUCAAGCAGUUGUCCCUGAGAACCGAGCGCGCCUGGACCCGUCUGGCGAUCACGAGCGGGAAUCGAGGCGAGUGGGACUGGAUCCCUGUGACCGCGAACCCCAAGCGCAUCAGAACCACCGACCUCUUCGCGGGUGUCGUCGACCUAGGGUUUCUGACGCAGAAGGGCCGAGUCAAGACGCUCGCGAUCACUGGCCUCCAGGGGACACCACGACCGUACAUCCGAUUCCGGCCGGAACAGCAGGCCAAGAACGCAGGCUUCACCUUUGUCUUCCGCGGCUGCAACGCCGGCAAAAAGGUCAAGAUCUCGACCUUCAAGUCCGAGCUCAUUCCGGUAUCCGAGAAAGCGAGGACCGUUGUCGGGGAUGAAACCGGUCGGACCCUGGUGCAGGUUUCGACCAUCCUGGGAGCCCUGUUCGAUCCCGCCGGAAACCUCGUCGAGUACCGACGCAGGCUGCUGGAAAAGCUGCAACCAAGGUGGCACGUAUCCGACCCCAACGCCAAACCCGCCGGCUGGAUCGACAGAUGCGUGAGCGGCACCCCCUGGGAAAAUCCCAUGCUGGAGUACAUCCGGGCGCACAACCACUCGGCGAGGUACCACCUGCAAGCGAUCCGGGACUGCCAAUCGCGUCUGUACAACGACGCCACGGCCGACAUCUCGUGCGAGGUCCGGAUCGAGUGUGGAUGCACCAUCGUUGCGCCGUUCUACUUUGUCGUGGAAGGCCUGAUCGCGGUGCAGGGGGGCUUCCUCGGCAAGAUCUCGGUCGGGCUGGACAGGGACAACCGCAUCAUUCUGCAGGACGGCGUGGGAUUGAUACAGCCGGGCGACGUGGGCAAGGGAUUCCACAUUGUCGCGUUUGAAGGCGACGUCCACGCUCACCGCGACUAUGCGUCUAGCUGUCGGAGCACCAAGAAGGACAAGGCGGUGGUGGUGUCUCAACCCGAAGCCUGGCCUCGAGGCAGAGCUAUUGUGAGGGACGACUUUAGCCAUGCUGCACCCGACGUGAUGAGAGACUAUGGAUAUAUCCAGACUGGCGGGUAUGUUCAGGAAGACGGCUUUGUGCAGACGGGGGGCUCGGGGAACUUGCUGAUAUGCAGGAAUCACCCGGUGGGAGAUUACAGGAUUGUGGGAGUCUGUAUCGACAAUUUCAUGGCGAACAAGAAGGGAGAGAAGAAGGUUGUUAUUCGCUAG